Molecule: messenger RNA, 1710 nt
Organism: Ilex paraguariensis (yerba mate)
Lineage: Eukaryota; Viridiplantae; Streptophyta; Magnoliopsida; Aquifoliales; Aquifoliaceae
Source: the annotation of a GenBank genome assembly
AUGGGUGUGAAGAGAUGUUGGAAGUUUUCGCGCUUGGAGGGGAAAAAAUUGGGCAUUUUGCCAAGAGUUCUAUUGAGUUUAGGGUUUUGGUUUGCGAUUUUUCAGUCGGUAAAUGGCCUGAGGCCUCUGCGGGAGAGAGCUCGUUCUUGGGGCGAUGAGUGGCUUUUUGUAAGGAAAGAUGAGAAUGAUUUGGGUCCGUUUUCUGCUUGGAACAUUACAGGAACCUAUAGAGGGUCUUGGAGGUUCCUAGAUUCCACAAAUAGCUCUUCCAGGUUUCCAGAUUUUAGGAAAUCAAAUGGCAAUUCUAUCUUGGAAUUGAUUACUACUCCAACAAAAAUAACUGGUGUACAUUAUGUUCAGGGAGUAAUCAUUUUUCAUGAUGUGUUUGACAAUGAACAUGAAUUUGGCGGUGCUAAAAUAAGGGUAGAAGGUGUGUACAUAUGGCCUUUUAGGCAACUUCGAAUGGUAGCCAACAGUGGAAAAGAGGGAGAGUUAAGCCAGGAAGAUGAUUAUAUAUUAUCCAAUCCGUAUCACUUGCUUGGAGUUUUCUCAUCCCAGGUGUUCCAGGAGUCUCCUCGAGACAAGCAUUGGAAGCGGAAGCAUUCACCAAUGUAUGACAUGGAGAAACAUUGUAAUAUUGAGAUUGCAGCUCAAAUUUCACGUGUCUCUCCUGCUCAAACGGAUGGAGAUCGCGAUCGUUAUCAUAUUGAAGGAUUAAUGGAAAGCCCAUCAGUGGAUGAUGAAGGAGAUUGCUUCUCACCCAUGCUAUUAAAUGCUUCUUCUGUCAAUAUUGAGGUUUACUACAACAAAGCAGUUAACUACACCUUGAUGGUCACAUUUGUUUCUUUUCUUCAAGUUCUUCUGUUAAUUCGCCAAAUGGAACACAGCAAUACACAGUCGGGGGCUGCCAAAGUUUCAAUUUUGAUGAUUGGACAACAGGCUAUCAUGGAUGCUUAUCUUUGCCUUUUACAUUUGACUGCAGGGAUAUUAGUUGAAUCCCUAUUUAAUGCCUUUGCAACUGCUGCAUUUUUCAAGUUCGUUGUCUUCUCGAUCUUUGAGAUGAGGUAUCUUCUUGCUAUAUGGAAGGCGAGCAGGCCCAUGAGCAGUGGAGAGGGUUGGGAAGCAAUGAGGCGUGAACUUUCAGUUCUUUACAGCCGCUUCUAUGGGAUCCUGUUAGGUGGAAUUUUGGUCAUGUAUGAGUUCCAUAAAUUUCUGCGACUCAUUCUUCUCCUUAUGCACUCCUUUUGGAUGCCUCAAAUCAUAACUAAUGUUGUUCGUGACUCAAGAAAGCCGUUACAUCCUCAUUACAUCAUAGGAAUGACUGUCACUCGGCUAGCAAUUCCGCUAUACGUCUUUGGUUGUCCUCACAAUUUCAUGCGUAUUGAGCCUGACAAAAAUUGGUGUAUUUGCUUGGGUGUUUUUAUGGGUUUCCAAGCAUCAAUUCUUCUUCUACAGCACUAUCUUGGAUCGCGGUGGUUCAUUCCUCGGCAGAUUUUACCUGAGAAAUACAGUUAUUAUAGAAGGCUUGAUCUGGAUACAAAUCAUGCCACCGACUGUGUCAUUUGCAUGACUGCCAUUGAUCUCACACAACGUUCGAAUGACUGCAUGGUGACACCAUGUGAUCAUUUCUUUCAUGCUGGUUGCUUACAAAGAUGGAUGGAUAUAAAGAUGGAGUGUCCAACCUGCCGGCGUCCUCUUCCACCAGCUUGA